ACAGUGGGGCCAUCGCUGUGACUUACUCACAGAACGUGCUUAGGUAGCUAUGUCAGGCCGGGGCAAAGGCGGGAAAGGUCUGGGCAAAGGGGGCGCCAAGCGCCACCGUAAGGUGCUGCGCGACAACAUCCAGGGCAUCACCAAGCCCGCCAUCCGGCGGCUGGCCCGGCGCGGCGGCGUGAAGCGCAUCUCCGGCCUCAUCUACGAGGAGACCCGCGGGGUGCUCAAGGUGUUCCUGGAGAACGUGAUCCGGGACGCCGUCACCUACACGGAGCACGCCAAGCGCAAGACGGUCACGGCCAUGGACGUGGUGUACGCGCUCAAGCGCCAGGGCCGCACCCUCUACGGCUUCGGGGGUUAAGCCUUCGUCACCAUUUUUUCUCCAUAAAGGUCCUUUUCAGGGCCGCCCA
Molecule: messenger RNA, 410 nt
Organism: Acinonyx jubatus (cheetah)
Lineage: Eukaryota; Metazoa; Chordata; Mammalia; Carnivora; Felidae
Product: histone H4
Exons: 1
Coding region: 50-361 (103 amino acids)
Biological process (GO): nucleosome assembly
Cellular component (GO): nucleosome
Molecular function (GO): protein heterodimerization activity; structural constituent of chromatin; DNA binding
Source: RefSeq, a predicted model, not a curated record